AGCGGGGGGAAUCAUGACGACCUGACCAAUGGGAUCCGUCUUAUGUUAAUAAGUCAAGGUCGUUUGCCGUGCUUACUAAAGAGCGAAGAAAGAGUGCCGCUGUACGAAGGAAGUGGAUUGCAAACGCACCCGUGGAUUUUGCAAUAAAAAGCUCGAGUAGGCUAUACUUUAGAAGGAAACGUGACUUCAAGCGCCGCAAACUCCUCUGAUGCCUGCCUGCCUCUUUGAACACCCGGAUAUUUGCGCUCUGCCACUUCGGAGUGGAGGCUAGAAGAAAACGGUCGGAAUGAAGCACAAAAACCUAAUGGCUAAAGCCUUGUAUGACAACGUGCCCGAGUCACCGGAGGAGCUGUCCUUCCGGAAGGGUGACAUACUGACGGUCAUCGAACAGAACACUGGUGGCCUGGAGGGCUGGUGGCUGUGCUCCUUGCACGGACGACAAGGCAUCGCCCCUGGCAACCGCCUCAAGCUCCUCAUUGGACCCAUGUUUGAGAGCCAAAGUCCCCUGAGCUCGGCGGCACAGUCUCCACUUCAGAACGUUGUGAGCCCUACUGCUGGUGGCUUUGAGCAGAACACUCUGAUGUCUCCGCCGUACCAGGGGGUGACUGCAACCAGAAUGGGGAAUUCCAGCAACUCUAGUUCUGUAAUGCAGCCACCGCAGGGCAUUUAUGAUGUUCCUACUGCCAUGAAGCAACAGGGGAUAUAUGACGUACCCCAAGGGAAUCAUGCAGGGAAAUCUUGCCAGGCACUUUACGACGUCCCUCCACUGUUGCGGUCGGACAGCAGGCGGCAGCAGGGCGUCUAUGAUGUUCCCCUCUCAUCUCAAGGGCUUUACUCGGUGCCUUCCUGUCGAAGUGACCCAGUGGCGGGGGAGGAGAGCAGCUACGACUUCCCACAGCCACACAAGCGGAAGCAAGAGACGAUUUAUGACGCCCCUCCACCUUCUUCCCAUUGCAAAGCCACACAAUUCCCCCCGCUCUCCACCAUCCUCCCCGAUGCGGGCGCAGCCUCUCAUCACCGUUAUCGCGGCGGGCCGGAUGACAACAGCAUUUACGACGUUCCACCUGGUGGUCAGCUGUCUUCAGUGGGGGCCGAGGCACGCAGAGACUUGUACGACAUUCCCUGUGACGUUCAAUCGCCCCCACAGAACAGACUGGCGUCAUCGACUGAGCGCGAGCGACGAGUUGGCCACCUUGCCAUCUACGACCAAGUGCCAAGUCGUGAUACGCCACCACGGUUGCCAGGUGACGUGACCGACAACAUGAGCCGCCUAUCAUUUUCCAGCGUGGGCAGCAGCGCCCGUGGCAGCAGCAGCAUGUCCAGCUCCUCCUCCUCUGCAGCUGGCUCGCCCCCUGAGCCUCGGCUUGCGCUAGACCUGGACUCGGCCGUCCAGAGGCUAGGUCAGCUGCGGCUGGCGGUGGAGUCCUCUAGCGCCGCCCUGGUGGAGCUGGUCUCCUCAGCACACUGGAGGACCACAACCAUGACACUCCCUUUCAUGGAGCGCCACGCCAAAGAGGUCCAGACAGCCUUGGAGAUGGUUCGCGGAGCUCUCAACGACCUGUUGCUGUUUGGCCGUGGCGCCAUGGGCAACGCUGCAGCGCUCCCGGACCCGACUCUCUAUGGCAAGCUCAGGCGGCAGCUGUUGAAGCUGGAGGAUUCGCAGCUUCUACUCCAGCAGGCGCAACAGCACCAGGAUCUGGACAUGUGCAGAUGGACGUCACAACAGCAUGUGCUUUCAGGUGGGGGCAGUAGCAGCAGCAAGCACCAGGGUAAGAAUGAGGACUUGGACCGUUUCGUAAUAGUAUCGCGCACGGCGGCGGAUGACGCCAGGCAGCUAGCCUCCACAAUUGGCGGGAGUGCCGAGUUGCUCUUCACUCGGUCGUCAGCCGUCGGGGAGGGCACACUCUGCAAGGGCACAAGGGAGGAGUGUGUGGGCGUCAUACACCCUCUCAGACACAACCACACGGAUUACAACUGCAACAAUGAGAUGAGGAGGCCUUUCCCGGUGGCAGCAGAGAAGGCCAACAUGAACAACAGUGAGAAGUGCAUCAAGAGCUGGAUGGAGGACUACGAUUAUGUCCAUUUGCAGGGCAAAGAGGAGUUUGAGCAGCACCAGAGGCAACUGUUAGAUAAGGAGAACAUUACGAAACAGAAGGUCCAGCUGGAACAGGAACAGCUCGACAAGUUGAGACGACUGGAGGAGGAAGUGAUCAGACCGGUGGAAAAUGACGUCACUCGGUGGAUAGCCAAUCACCAUCACUCUGCUGGCUCCUCCUCUGCACGCUCUGACUCCUCUUCUUCCUCGUCAGCGGGGGGCGGAGCUGACCGUCAGCUUUUGGGUUUCUAUGCCGACCAAUGCGAACAGCACUUUGACACACUUCUCAGUGCCAUCGAUGCCUUCUUUAGCUGUGUGGCUGCCGGACAGCCGCCUCGCAUUUUUGUCGCUCACAGCAAGUUCGUGAUCCUCAGCGCACACAAGUUGGUCUUCGUCGGAGACUCCCUCUCGCGUCAGGCCAGUGCACUUGAUGUGGCCAAUCGCAUCAUGAACUCCAGCAACGCUCUGUGUGACUUGCUGAAGACGGUGGUGGCGGCCACUAAGAGAGCUGCUCUCAUCUAUCCAAACACGCUAGCUGUGCAGGAAAUGGUGGACCGAGUCGCCCAGCUGUCUCAUGAGGGACAAAGGUUCAAGACACAACUCCAUCAGAUGGCUGCAAUGUAAACAUGUCCCCUCACUGUCUUUAAAAUAAUACACGCGAUCAAAAGCUGUGCUUUAGAAUUGUUAAUUGUAUAUAAAUGUUUUCUGGAAUGUAAAUUAUUUGCCAUAUUUUUAUGUUUAGACUGUUUUAUAUGGUCACUCAAGAUGAUGCACAUAACUAAUGAGUACAUCCCCUUUUGAAAAGUAAAAUUUUUGACAAUAUUUCAGUAAACACACAAGUUAUUUUCAAAAUGUGCUUAGAGCAAGUUCAAUACAACAUCCGUGAAGCUUGCCACGGAAAAGUAUGUUUAAUUAUAUGACGCCACCGUAAACGAGACAUAGGUUCCCCAUCCCUGUUCUAACCCCAAUUGAAAUGUUUUCAGUAGAGAUUGGAUUUAUGUAGCCAGGCUGUGCCCUCCUAGUGACGAGGUCACGUGCUUAAAAUGAAUGAAAAAUGAACGAAAUAACGGUAGAGUGGCUCCCCCAGCUGUGAUCCGGUUCCCAUCGUUCACUUCUGGGAGCCGCUCAAAAGAAUCGGCUCGUUCGCUAACGUCGCACCACUAGUUUUCAGAGAGCACAUGCACCUCCGCCCUCUGGUGGACAGAAAUACACACGCACUGCGAACGACGAACGCAGAAACAUACUUGGCGGAGGUAGUAACUUUGUGUUUAUUAGUCUUGCACCGAUACCCUUUUUUGGCCCCGAUACAGUACCCGAUACCUGGCUGUGCAGUAUCGGCCGAUACCGAUACCGAUACCACCCUAUUUGAAAUGUAUAUGAAGGGCUGCAGUGCAUACUACUUGGAUGUAAAAUCAUUGCAUGGCUUUGUCAGGCUUCUGCCUACCUCUGUGAAUCAGAAAAAAGACUAAUACAAAGUGAAUCCAGAAAAACUGUUUAUACUUUUUAAAUGCCUCUAUGAAAUAACUGUUUAAGGGUCAUACAAGCACCUGUAAAUGGUAUCGGUGCCCUAUUUGUUGGUACUCGCCGAUACCGAUACCACCAUUUUAGUGCCGAUCCACCGAUACUGGUAUCGGUAUCAGUGCAACACUAGUGUUUAUUUCAAUAUUGUUCAAGAUGUUCUUUUUCAAAAGGGGUGUACACAUUAAUGAUGUGCACUGUAGGAUAAUGAAAUAAAAAUAUUAAAUAAAAAAUGAAAUGCUUUUUU
This is a messenger RNA of Engraulis encrasicolus (European anchovy), 3860 nucleotides long. RefSeq names its product neural precursor cell expressed, developmentally down-regulated 9 (gene nedd9). Bases 287 to 2719 code for a protein of 810 amino acids. Gene Ontology annotation, molecular function: protein binding. The transcript is spliced from 7 exons. Gene Ontology annotation, biological process: cell surface receptor protein tyrosine kinase signaling pathway; cell migration. NCBI's taxonomy places the organism in Eukaryota, Metazoa, Chordata, Actinopteri, Clupeiformes, Engraulidae. The record is from RefSeq and is a predicted model, not a curated record. Gene Ontology annotation, cellular component: cytoplasm; plasma membrane.